Molecule: messenger RNA, 1441 nt
Organism: Adelges cooleyi (spruce gall adelgid)
Lineage: Eukaryota; Metazoa; Arthropoda; Insecta; Hemiptera; Adelgidae
Product: G-patch domain and KOW motifs-containing protein
Exons: 1
Coding region: 129-1190 (353 amino acids)
Biological process (GO): mRNA splicing, via spliceosome
Cellular component (GO): spliceosomal complex
Molecular function (GO): nucleic acid binding
Source: RefSeq, a predicted model, not a curated record
UAAACAGUCUGAUAAAAAAUCGAAUGUAUAAUAUUCAAUAUUGUUGACUAUUAACAAUUAUUAUUAUUAGCGUACUUAAAUUAAAUUUUUUUUCCAUUAAAUACAUUUUGUUCUACGUCAGAUUUAAAAUGGUAGAAGAUGGGAAAAAGAUAUCGUUCUCGUUCAGUAAGGUCACAGCCAAACCCAAAGUGAUACCCAAUGUAAUCAAACCUGCGCCAGAAAAAGCUGUACAGUUUAUCGAAUGCGUUGAAAAAAACUCAAUAAAAGUAAUCGGUAUCACUGAAGACAAUAAUGAACCGCUGGUCAUACCUAUGCAGCCGUCUGCCAAGCGGAGUCUACCGACCAAGCGGGUGCCGUCCAAAGAAAACGGCUCGGCGAGUGAACUGCGUCAAAAUGGAUCGUUGACGUUGGAAGAAAUGGCCGUGCGUGAACUGUUGUCGGGCAAGAAGGAAAACGACGAUCAAGUGGAAGUCAAAGUCAUGGAAGUACCGAUGAUAGUCAAUCCUCCCGACGGUAAAGAAGAGUCUACAGCUGAAGACUAUUCGAAUGUACCUAUUCAGGAUUUCGGAUUAGCCAUGCUCAGAGGUAUGGGCUGGAAGGCCGACAAAGGUAUAGGUAAAAAUGCACAAUUGAUUGCCGCCAGUAUGCCGGAACUAAGGCCUAAAGGUAUGGGCCUUGGAGCCGACAAAGUAGUAAAAUCUGCACAGAAGACAAAAGACACUAACGAAGAGUUGAAACUGGCAAACGGAUCGUACGUACAGUUUGAUUGCGGACGACUCGACGGACAGUAUGGUCAGGUAAUGGGAUUCGACGAGGGAGCAGCGAGGGUUAUGGUAAAAAUGGCUCGCACCGGUCAAAUGGAAAAGGUCGGUGAAAAUACAUUUUCUUUAGUCACUAAGAGCGAUUACGACAAAAACAGUAAAGUCCUCAACAUUAAAGAGUACAAAGAUUAUCAUGCCAAAAAGGACAAAAUGGAUGACGUUUUACACAGAUACGUCGAGAGAAAAAAUAAAAUCGAAUCGAUUCCGCAAAGUCGAGACAAAAUUAAUGACCGCUCGGAAAACGGUUCAAACGGUCGUUCUAGACAUCAUAAAACCAAAAAGAGCAAACAUUCAAAAUCACCCCACAGAAAACAUAAAUCAGACCAUAAAAAACACAAAAAAAACAAACACAAGAGAUCCUCAUCGUAAUAUAAUUUGUAAUUUUUUUUAAUUUCUCGAUAUUUAACGUUUUCAUUAUUGUUGUACGACCCGAUACUUACCUCCUAAGAAGCAUUUGUGCAUUUGUACGUGGGUUCCAUGUUCCAACCGAUCCUGCAAGGUACAUUUAUAAUUUAUAGUAUUUUAAAAUGUGUGUAAAUAUAAAUAUUUUUUAUCAAAAAGAACUUUAUUAAAGACAAAAGUAAUGUGCAAAUAACAAAGCAGUAAUUUUGUUUUUUUUU